Molecule: messenger RNA, 3586 nt
Organism: Bufo gargarizans (Asiatic toad)
Lineage: Eukaryota; Metazoa; Chordata; Amphibia; Anura; Bufonidae
Product: trimeric intracellular cation channel type B-A-like
Exons: 6
Coding region: 82-975 (297 amino acids)
Biological process (GO): potassium ion transmembrane transport
Cellular component (GO): membrane
Molecular function (GO): potassium channel activity; identical protein binding
Source: RefSeq, a predicted model, not a curated record
GUCACGUAAGGCCCUUCACAGCCCCACUUUCCCCGGCGCACACAGCUGUGUGAGGAGAAGGGGCAGCAGCAGGCUGGCAGCAUGGAGCUGAUCUCGGAGGCUGCCGGGCACUUCUCCCGCCUCUCCAUGUUUCCUUACUUCGAUGGCGCCCAUUACUUGGUGUCUGUCCUGUCAGCCCGGGAGCAGGCAGGAGCGGUGGACGUGGCAUCUCGGAGUCCUUUUGCUUCCUGGUUCAGCGCCAUGCUGUGCUGCUUUGGAGGUGGAAUUUUGUCCUCUUUAUUGCUUGCUGAGCCUCCUGUUGCAAUCCUUACAAAUAGCACUAACAUUAUUUAUGCAACAGUUGUUUGGUACAUGGUCUACUACUUUCCAUUAGAUCUGUUCUACAGAUGCUUUUGUUUCCUACCUCUACGCGUUAUUGCUGCAGCAAUGAAGGAAGUCACCAGAACUUGGAAGAUCAUGGCUGGAGUCACUCAAGCACAUGGUCGCUUCAAAGAAUCCUUGUUAGUCAUGGUUGCCAAUGGCUGGGCAAAAGCUGCUGGCGGUGGCCUGAUCUCCAACUUUGAACAACUGGUGAGAGGUGUCUGGAAACCUGAAAGCAAUGAGCUUCUAAAGAUGUCAUACCCUGUAAAAGUUAGUUUAUUGGGAUCAAUUUUGUUCACAUUACAACACAAUGAGCUACUUCCCAUUGAAAGACCCCACCUCAUGUUCAUCUAUACCAUGUUUCUUAUUACCGCAAAGGUAGGAAUGAUGCUGACACGGUCCUCUGCCUCUCCAUUCCAACCAGCAGAAGAGGUAAUAGGCCGCUUGCUGUUUGGAUUGCAACAAGACCCUAAAGUAACUAAAGAAAAAGUUACCACAAAGGAUAAAGAGGAACCGAAGGUCAAAGGGAGUCCUUCCAAAGAACAAGUAGCUGGAGCAAGCGGUUCAGAACCCAGUGAAUCUACAAGGAAGAGAAAUGUUAAAAAGAGUGAAUGAAUCUAUGACAGAUCGAGUUUAACACUAACUUACUGUCAUAGCUAUUACAUAAAUUAUGAUCUAUCCUUGAAGUAGCCAAUGUGAUAAAGGCAAUGCAGGUUAUAAAUCUUACAUACAGGGCCGUUCUACUGUAUUUUUCUGAUGAUACUUGAACAGUUAGCAGCAAGUUCACCUUUAGUUUAAAAUGGGAGAGAUUUGCAAUGUUUGGUAUAUAGUCCCUGGUAUUGGUGCACACCACCUUUUAGGGGUCAUGUUAAUAAGGGGUCCAUCCUCUGGUGCAUUCUCUCACUGGACAGCUACCUCAAACUGAUAUGUCACUACUGAAUCUAAUUUCUUAAGGAUGCACUUCCAGAAGAAUUUUUUUUGUUCUCGCUCAUUUGUAAUUCUGGCAGUAUACAUAAUUGAUCAUUUUAUUUUGGCCUCUGUUACUUGCAGCAUGAACCCAUCUCCAGAUCCCACAGCUGUGUUGACAGGAAUUCUUUUUUUUUUAUUCUUUCCUGUGAGAGCCUCAACGUUGGUCUCAUAUGAAUGGGGAAACUGACCUCUGGUCCACAGAGCAGAAAGUGAAGGAUCCAGCAAAUUUUAUCAGAGGCCACGUGAUAGAACAGAGGCUGGAGUAACAUCAAUUAAUCUCAAAGUAGUUUUUUUUAUUCUUUCCUGUGAGAGCCUCAACGUUGGUCUUGGAUCCAGCAAAUUUUAUCAGAGGUCACGUGAUGGAACAGAGGCUGGAGUAACAUCAAUUAAUCUCGAAGUAGUUUUUUUUUGGAAACAACGUAUGCCACUACAUUUACAAACGGAGGCAACAUUUUUUUUCUGGGAGUAUUUCUUUAUUAAUAUACUGUACCAACUCUGACCUUGACCAAGGGUCUCAUACAUGAAGAAUAAGGGUCAGAGUGCAGGUUGUUUUGUGAGCAAAGGAAAAAGAUUUGUUGGUGACUUGUUUCCUUAUAUACGUUCUACAGGGACAGUUAAAGGGAAGCUGCCAGCAGUUUUAUGCUGCUAGGUUCUAAUAGCUCCAUCACAUGCAAUUGAGUCCUGAUAUUCAUGAGCUUCUGGCUUUCUCAGAAUCCUGCCACUGAUUAAUUCAGUUGGAAAAACUGUUAGGGUCCAUUCACACGUCCACAAUUUCGUUCCGCAUUUUGCACUUCCGGGUCCGUAAUUCCGUUCCCGAAAAAAAUAUAACAUGUCCUAUUCUUGUCCGCAAUUGCGGACAAGAAUAGGCAUAUUCUAUUAGUACUGGCGAUGUGCGGUCCGCAAAAUGCAGAACGCACAUUACCGUGUCCGUGUUUUGCGAAUCCGCAAAACACUUUACGGACAUGUGAAUGGACCCUUAUUCAGUGUGGCAGUAGCUGAGAAAGCCAGCAGCUCAUGAAUAUCGGAACUCGUUGGCAUGUGCUUGAACUGUUCAAUACAAAAUGGCAACUAAAGAAAGUGACCCAGCAUUUUGCUAAAGGGAUUUGUUACUAGUUAAUGUUGUCCUUAGUUAGGAAACCAUAAAGCUAGUGACCAAUUCCUUUAAGCAGCAUUAAAUAUGAAGAGACUGGUGAGCAACAGCACAGAUCUUUGCUUCCUGAAGCAUGUGAAUUAGACUUGAGUAGAACCUAUCAAGUCUGUUCCUAUUUGUCACUUUAGAUUCAUAGCUUUGAGAAUAGUGGGGUAGUUUUAAAUGUAUUUGCACUCAGUUUUACUGCGGAGUAAAAGCACAACACAGACAUAGAAAGAAUGACAUGUAUAUGCAUGUUUACUUGCAGCAGAUUUGUUGUAGACAUGACUGCAACCGUAAAUCUAUUCUAUUCACCUGAAUGGGGUUGUUUUUGUAGCAUGCACACUGAUUUCUACAAACCCUAUUUAGAUGAAUCACAAAGCCACAGAAAUUUUGGUGAAAAAAAACUGCCCUGUGUGAAUACACCCAUGCUAUUGUCCAAGGCAAAACUACCGUUUGUUUCAUAACUUCAAAUCUUUGCUGUGGUGUGGGAUUUAUUUUUCUAGUUCGUUUAGCAUCUGGUCAGAUUCACAAGCAAUAAUUUUACAAUGUAAUUAAAGUAAACGUGGAAUAUAGUGAAUAUAUGUUUCUUAAAGGGGUUGCCCAGGAUUUUGAUAUGGAUGGUCUGUCUCGGGAUAGGCCAUCAAUAUUAGAUUGGUGGAGGUCUGACAUCCCAGACCUACCAUGAUCAGAACUUGCCAGCACUGUCUAUUGUGUAGUGGACACAGCUGUAUAGUUCCAGCACAGACUUUCAGAGGUAUAAGGUAACAGCUGAUCGGUGGGGGUGAUGAGUGUCCGGCCUCACUAAUUUAAUAUUGAUGGCCUAUCCUGAGGCUAGGUCAUCAACAUCAGACUCCUGGACAACCCCUUUUAUAUGUCUUUCCUCAAAAUAAUAUAUAAAAAUAGAUAAUUUUACGAAUAUUUAUCCGUGAUGUUCUUUAAACACUUGAUUUUUAUAUGAUACAUUUCUGAAUAAUGUGAAUUUUUAGUUUUCUACUGUGUUUCUACUGAUGUUGUUUUCACGUUGUAAGCUGUUUGCGGAUUGCACUGUUGAAUUUUAAGAUUGUAAGAUUUCUAAAAGUUCACUGCGUUUGUCAAAAAAAUUAAUAAAUAAGUUCAUACUUUUCA